Molecule: messenger RNA, 4960 nt
Organism: Oncorhynchus kisutch (coho salmon)
Lineage: Eukaryota; Metazoa; Chordata; Actinopteri; Salmoniformes; Salmonidae
Product: neuronal-specific septin-3-like
Exons: 8
Coding region: 63-815 (250 amino acids)
Molecular function (GO): GTP binding
Source: RefSeq, a predicted model, not a curated record
UGUGUGUGUGUGUGUCAUCUCUCCUCUCUGUGUCUGCAGUGAUAGAGGAGAAGGGAGUGAAGAUGAAGCUCACAGUGAUUGACACGCCAGGAUUUGGAGACCAGAUAAACAACGAGAACUGUUGGGAGCCUAUAGUGAGUUAUGUUAAUGAGCAGUAUGAAAGGUACCUGAAAGAAGAGCUGUACGUCAACAGGAAGCCGAGGAUCCCUGACACACGCGUCCACUGCUGUGUCUACUUCCUGCCUGCCACCGGACACUGGUUACGUCCCAUAGACGUGGAGUUCAUGAAGAGGCUGGGGAAGAUAGUCAGCAUCGUACCGAUCAUCGCGAAGGCAGAUACACUCACCAUGGAGGAGAGACAAGAGUUUAAACAGAGGAUAAGACAGGACCUGAAGGCCAAUGGGAUCCGAGUCUACCCUCAGACUGAGUACGACGAAGAUCCAGAGGACAGGAUACUAAACGACAAGAUCAGGGAAAACAUUCCGUUUGCGGUGGUGGGGACAGACAAGGAACACCAGGUAAACGGGAACAAGGUCCUGGGCAGGAAAACCAAAUGGGGCAUCAUAGAGGUUGAAAACGUGGCACAUUGUGAGUUUACCAACUUGAGAGAUCUGCUGAUUAGGUCCCACCUGCAGGACCUGAAGGACGUGACCCACAACAUCCACUAUGAGACAUUCCGCGUCAGGAGACUGAACGAGAGUAACCUGACCGUCCACGGUCUGGCCCUGUCCUGCUUUCCAAUGGAGAACGGGACCCACGGAACCAACGGAACCAAUGGAACCUCGGACAGGAGCGAAUCAGAGAGCCACCUCUGAGGGGGAAUCACAGAGUGCGUCGCACACAGCAGCAGCUCCAGCUUCCUGCUCACAGCUUCCUGUUUCCUGUUUUGACUGCAAAAUGGUUGGUCGACCGUUUCCCCCAAUCGGAACACGAGAAAGAGAGCGAAAGAAAGAAAGAGGAACUCUUUUUUUUUAACAAAGGAGAGAUGUUUUCGGUGGCCACCACACCUUGGAUUUUGAACAUUUUAUUGAGUUUUACUAAAGACAUUAUUGAUAAGAAAUGCAUUUAAACUUCAUAUAUGAAUAUAUUUUCUCAGAAUGAGUUUAUAUGUCCUGGAAGCAGGGUCACACAGGGCUGGAAGAGCAGAGAUACAUGGAGAGAGAAAAACAGAGGGGGAGAGUGAGGGAUGGAGAGGGGAAGAGUGGGGAGAGUGAGGGAUGGAGAGGGGGAGAGUGAGGGAUGGAGAGAGAAAAACAGAGGAGGAGAGUGAGGGAUGGAGAGGGGGAGAGAGGGAUGGAGAGGGGGAGAGUGAGGGAUGGAGAGGGGAAGAGUGAGGGAUGGAGGGGGGGAGAUUAAUGGAUGGAGAGGGGGAGAUUGAUGGAUGGAGAGGGGGGGAGUGGGGGAUGGAGAGAGAAAUGAAAACAGAGAGAGGGAGAGAGAGGUAGGGUGAGAGAUGGAGAGAGAGAGGGAUGGUGAGAUAGAGAGAGAGAGAGGGAGAGAGAGAGAGAGAGAGAGAGAGAGAAAACAGAGAGGGGAGAGAGAGGAGGAAGUGUGUUUUAUGUGCUCAGAUCAAUGUUGUUUCUGUAAUACAUAAUAUAUAUGUUUAUGCAGUAUCAUUGUUUACACUCAUACUACCCUGGAAUUCAGAAUACUGGAAUCACCUCCCCGAGAGCCUCUUGUUUCUACAGUAUACUGUAGCUAACACAGCUACAGCCUCCUGUUUCUACAGUAUACUGUAGCUAACACAGCUACAGCCUCCUGAUUCUACAGUAUACUGUAGCUAACACAGCUACAGCCUCCUGUUUCUACAGUAUACUGUAGCUAACACAGCUACAGCCUCCUGUUUCUACAGUAUACUGUAGCUAACACAGCUACAGCCUCCUGAUUCUACAGUAUACUGUAGCUAACACAGCUACAGCCUCCUGUUUCUACAGUAUACUGUAGCUAACACAGCUACAGCCUCCUGUUUCUACAGUAUACUGUAGCUAACACAGCUACAGCCUCCUGUUUCUACAGUAUACUGUAGCUAACACAGCUACAGCCUCCUGUUUCUACAGUAUACUGUAGCUAACACAGCUACAGCCUCCUGAUCUACAGUAUACUGUAGCUAACACAGCUACAGCCUCCUGUUUCUACAGUAUACUGUAGCUAACACAGCUACAGCCUCCUGUUUCUACAGUAUACUGUAGCUAACACAGCUACAGCCUCCUGUUUCUACAGUAUACUGUAGCUAACACAGCUACAGCCUCCUGUUUCUACAGUACCCACGUCCAUUCAGCUACAGCCUCCUGUAUUCUACAGUACCCACGUCCAUUCAGCUACAGCCUCCUGUAUUCUAGAGUACCCACGUCCAUUCAGCUACAGCCUCCUGUAUUCUACAGUACCCACGUCCAUUCAGCUACAGCCUCCUGUAUUCUAGAGUACCCACGUCCAUUCAGCUACAGCCUCCUGUAUUCUAGAGUACCCACGUCCAUUCAGCUACAGCCUCCUGUAAUCUACAGUACCCACAUCCAUUCAGCUACAGCCUCCUGUAUUCUAGAGUACCCACGUCCAUUCAGCUACAGCCUCCUGUAUUCUACAGUACCCAGGUCCAUUCAGCUACAGCCUCCUGUAUUCUACAGUACCCACGUCCAUUCAGCUACAGCCUCCUGUAUUCUACAGUACCCACGUCCAUUCAGCUACAGCCUCCUGUAUUCUACAGUACCCAGGUCCAUUCAGCUACAGCCUCCUGUAUUCUACAGUACCCAGGUCCAUUCAGCUACAGCCUCCUGUAUUCUACAGUACCCAGGUCCAUUCAGCUACAGCCUCCUGUAUUCUACAGUACCCAGGUCCAUUCAGCUACAGCCUCCUGUAUUCUAGAGUACCCACGUCCAUUCAGCUACAGCCUCCUGUAUUCUACAGUACCCACGUCCAUUCAGCUACAGCCUCCUGUAUUCUACAGUACCCACGUCCAUUCAGCUACAGCCUCCUGUAUUCUACAGUACCCAGGUCCAUUCAGCUACAGCCUCCUGUAUUCUACAGUACCCAGGUCCAUUCAGCUACAGCCUCCUGUAUUCUACAGUACCCACGUCCAUUCAGCUACAGCCUCCUGUAUUCUAGAGUACCCACGUCCAUUCAGCUACAGCCUCCUGUAUUCUACCGAGGGUCGAGUGUCUGUGUGUUUUUGUUUUUUCCCAAUUCAAUUAAAACCUAGACAACCAGAUGAAGGGAGAUCCUAAUUAAUUAGUGACCUUAAUUCCUCCAGCAAGAACGAGGGUUGGAGCGAAAACCUGCAGACCUCCGUGCAAUGAGUUCGUGGUCUGUUUGCUACUGUGUGAAAUCCUGCAAUGUGGCUGUUUGAAUUCCUCCCCGUUUCUAUGGCAGCCUUUUUUAAAACUCUGUUUGAAUACUGUCAGAGCCGUAGCCUAGCCUGUGUAUGGCUUAUGAACCUCUCUCUAUAACACGGUCUGAAUACUGUCAGAGCCGUAGCCUAGCCUGUGUAUGGCUUAUGAACCUCUCUCUAUAACACGGUCUGAAUACUGUCAGAGCCGUAGCCUAGCCUGUGUAUGGCUUAUGAACCUCUCUCUAUAACAUGGUCUGAAUACUGUCAGAGCCGUAGCCUAGCCUGUGUAUGGCUUAUGAACCUCUCUCUAUAACACGGUCUGAAUACUGUCAGAGCCGUAGCCUAGCCUGUGUAUGGCUUAUGAACCUCUCUCUAUAACACGGGCAUAGGCCUGUAAUAUAUUCAGACGCUGCAUUUCAUUUAAUACGACAUGUUGACUUUAAAAAUAAAAAGAAGAAGAAGAAGAAAAUGUAUUUUUUUCAGGAAAAGUAUUUUUUGUUUUGUUACCUUUUCCACCUGCGGUAAACGUCGAGUCACACAUACAUGUCCAAACACACGUGUCCAUCCAUACGUACACAGUCCAGUUUACCCCCAGGGGUCUUUCUGUGUUGUGUAUAGAGGGACCUCCUUUAUAGAUCCCUUCUGUCUCCAUCCCCGAUGGCGAGCUGUGCUGUUUGGAGAGAGGGCUAUACCUAGAGGCCAAGUGGAGGAAUGACCCCGGGAGUCAGAGGCAAGAGGACACAAACUGUACUCUCUCUCUCACCAAAGUGUCUCGGAUUGCAAAAUUCCCAGUAGCUCUCAAUUAUACUAUUUUAUGGGAGAUAACAAUAAAUGAUGCAGACAGGAUUAGAUUAGACCAGGUUACCCUCCUCUGUUUUAUGGCUUUGAAUGUGCCUAACUGUAACUUAGAGACCCCAACUUCCUGUUUUAACGUUGACACGUGAAAUGUGAUGCUAGGAGGAAGGUUUUCCCGGACACAGAUUAAAGCCCACUUCGUCCUCCUUCUCCAUUGAACGUGUCUCGUAGUGAUGCUAGGAGGAAGGUUUUCCCGGACACAGAUUAAAGCCCACUUCGUCCUCCUUCUCCAUUGAACGUGUCUCGUAGUGAUGCUAGGAGGAAGGUUUUCCCGGACACAGAUUAAAGCCCACUUCGUCCUCCUUCUCCAUUGAACGUGUCUCGUAGUGAUGCUAGGAGGAAGGUUUUCCCCAUUUCCUGUCCUGUCCUCACAGACUGACUGCCUCUUUAACUACUGAUCAGCUGUCUGUUUUUAGACCCGGAUCACUAGAUCAUCACCCACUGUCGUCCAUUAAAAAGGUACAUUGAUUCCCUCAUUUACAUACCUAGUGUUGACCUGGUACACAGCCUCUUCAGCUGUGGGCUGCCUAUAACAUACACAGAGACACACACACACACACACACACAGACACAGACACAGACACACACACGCACACAGACACACACACACAGACACACACAGACACACACUCACACUCACACACACACCCAUGACGUGACAAUGUUUGUGUUGUUGUUCAUCUCCUGUCUCUGAUGUUUUAUAGUGUUGUAGCCUAAUGUUCUGUACUCUGCCUCCUGAUAGGACCCUUGUUUUACACAUUAAUAAACACAGUUGAUCUACCA